Messenger RNA from Oppia nitens, 795 nucleotides. RefSeq names its product N-lysine methyltransferase SMYD2-B-like. The coding region runs from base 1 to 795 and encodes 264 amino acids. NCBI's taxonomy places the organism in Eukaryota, Metazoa, Arthropoda, Arachnida, Sarcoptiformes, Oppiidae. The transcript has a single exon. Gene Ontology annotation, cellular component: nucleus. Gene Ontology annotation, molecular function: protein binding. The record is from RefSeq and is a predicted model, not a curated record.
AUGAUUAAAGCCCAGAAAGACUACAAGCCUUAUGAAGUGGUGUUAGAGUGUCCACCGUUUGUACACAAUAUUAAUGAUAAAUAUAAAGGACAGGUAUGUGACCACUGUUUGACCAAAAGUGAUGGUUUGAAGAAAUGCGCGAACUGUGGACACAUGUAUUACUGCAACCGAAACUGUCAGCGCAACGACUGGCGGGCCGGACAUCGGUAUGAGUGCCAGAUAUUCAAGAAUCACUACCAGAAUCUGGAAGAUAUAAACAAUUUGGCGAAACCAUUGUUGCGUCUGUAUCUCAAUAUCAAAGCUGAUCCACAAAUUGUUAACAGAAUGUAUGACACUGUUGACGGAAAACAGCGAUGUUUCAACGAUUUGAUGACACAUAACGAAGACAUUAUGAGAGAUAGUCAUCGAUGCAAUAACAUUAUAGAUCUAUACGAUAGGAUCAGCUCUAGUGGUGUAGAACUAUCUUUAAAUGAUUUUAUUAAUUUCUAUGGAAAAUAUGUUAUCAAUUCAUAUGAAAUUUGUUUUGGGGAUAAUAUCCAUCCACCGCAUAGACCGUGUGGUACCGGUAUGUUCAUCGGUGCGUCCGUUUUGAACCAUUCGUGUGCUUCUAAUGUCUGUUUCCAAUCUGUUGGUAACAAACUGUUGAUAAUAUCUGAACAAUAUAUUAAAGCCGGCGAUGAAUUGACUGUUAGUUAUCUUAAUAAAUGCUUAUUAAUGCCAACUGAUAGAAGAAGAAUGCAAUUGAAAAGUUACUAUUAUUUUGAUUGUCAUUGUCGUAGAUGUGAUAACAAUUAA